Aspergillus tanneri is the source of this 450-nucleotide messenger RNA. RefSeq lists its product as uncharacterized. The record is from RefSeq and is a predicted model, not a curated record. The transcript has a single exon. NCBI's taxonomy places the organism in Eukaryota, Fungi, Ascomycota, Eurotiomycetes, Eurotiales, Aspergillaceae. Bases 1 to 450 code for a protein of 149 amino acids. Gene Ontology annotation, cellular component: mitochondrial matrix. Gene Ontology annotation, biological process: mitochondrial respiratory chain complex IV assembly.
AUGCCGCCACAUCUACAUCCCCGGUCGCGAUCGACCACCUCUCUGUUCGCCGCCACCCUUCUAGCUUCCCUCUUCGUCGUCGGCAUGCCGCAUCUUUUCCCAUGUCCCGCCCCACGUCGCACUCUGGCCGAUUCCGAGAUGAUGCUCAACGAGGAUGGACAACCAAUUCAGAGACUUCGACGAAGGAGAAGGAAAGAUACACCACCCGGCAUGGAGGAAAACACGCUCUCUCAUACACCACAAACUUCGGACGACGAAGUAUCGACAUUCCUACAACUGGAAGAAGAAGCAAAGAGACUAGCCAUGACUGGCAGAGAGUGCCCUGUUCCAAAGCCUCGUGGUGUUUUAGGAGAAUUGCUAGGCUUCUCCUCUCAAAAGGAUGUACAGUGGCAACAGCUUCCGGGGAGCGGGCGUCAACGAUCGGUUGUCUCGGGACAGGAGAAUCUGUGA